Molecule: messenger RNA, 1340 nt
Organism: Somion occarium
Lineage: Eukaryota; Fungi; Basidiomycota; Agaricomycetes; Polyporales; Cerrenaceae
Source: the annotation of a GenBank genome assembly
GUGCUUGGCAGAUUCUCGCUUCUAUGUCGUCUCUCGUCUCGCAACAUUUGUUAUCUUCCUCUGUUUCGCAAUAAAUUCCAUCUUCCAGUACAUGUCGUGUUGAAGCAUAUGAUGACGCUGCAGUUAUCUACGUGCUAUUUCGUGAUUCUUUGACAGAGACGUUUUCCACGUGUUCCGUGGAAGUCUUGCUGAGCAACCCUGACGUAGUAUGUAUCUGCAUCCUUCUCGAACGGCCAUUAGAGUGUCACUAUGAGUGCAUCGGAGAGGCCAUACAUUGUAUUUGGUUACGGCUCAUUGAUUUGGAAGCCUCCCCCACAAGUCGUAGCUCGAACACCAGGUUAUCUGAAAGGCUAUGUGCGGCGCUUUGCACAGAAAUCGCACGAUCAUCGCGGCACGCCUGAGAAUCCCGGUCGAGUUGUGACACUGAUACACAGCGAAGAUUGGGACGCCUUCUCAGGAUCUGAUCCAUUCCCGCACGAUGAUGUUGUCUGGGGCGUUGCAUAUACGAUAAAUCCUCUAUACGAGUCGGAGGUUAGAGAGUACCUAGAUUAUAGAGAGAAGGAUGGCUAUACUCUAGAACAAGUUGAUGUAUUCGGUCUCGAAAAUGGUAUCGAAAAGAUUUUAGUACACAAGGCAUUUUGCUAUGUCGGUCGCAACGAUAAUCCAUCCUUUCUCGGCUCAGAACCGACAGAAGCACUCGCUGAACGAAUAUGGCGAUCUGUGGGACCUUCUGGACCCAAUAAAGAUUACCUGUACCAUCUUGCGGAAGCUGUGAGAGAGCUAGCACCCGAGUCUUACGACUCCCACUUGUUUGCUCUUGAGGCAAGAUGUAAAGAACUGGACCAGAAAACCGAAGGGAACAAUUAACUGGAUGCACUGCACUUAUCUAUUGAUUACAUUGUUGUGACAAUACCGCACCCUCUGCUUCGGUACGAUGAGGAAUGUUGGCUGGGAAACCUCCAGGAAGAAUGCGUAGGAUGAUGGGACACGCCUGAAAUAAAACGCCACGAUCAGCGUAAACGAAAGUGCAUAAGCGUAGUAUAGUUAUUUAAUACGGUUUGAAUGUGGAAGUUACUGAUGUCUAACAUUCUAGUGAAUACUUGACUGCAUUCAUAACGAUACACGUCGCGAGUCUUCAUAGUAGGUCAUCGUUCAACGACCACGCAUGCCAGACCCCUCUCCUGUGUUUAGGGUAAAAUAGGCCCGCGAACGUCAUCAAAGGUAUUCAUGUCGGAAGUCACGUUCGGACAGUGGGAAACAAUGAGGAAUACCUACUAUGUGACAGUUACUGUACAUUUGAGCAUGAUACCAACGGCAUAUUUCAGGCUGUUUCUGUUGUC